Molecule: messenger RNA, 2858 nt
Organism: Dreissena polymorpha
Lineage: Eukaryota; Metazoa; Mollusca; Bivalvia; Myida; Dreissenidae
Product: heat shock protein HSP 90-beta-like
Exons: 9
Coding region: 217-2391 (724 amino acids)
Biological process (GO): cellular response to heat; protein stabilization; protein folding
Cellular component (GO): perinuclear region of cytoplasm; protein-containing complex; cytosol
Molecular function (GO): ATP hydrolysis activity; disordered domain specific binding; ATP-dependent protein folding chaperone
Source: RefSeq, a predicted model, not a curated record
UUAUUAAGCCUACAUUUUGUAUAAACAUUGGUAUAUAUUAUUUUCUGUAAGGUUUCAAAUAAGUAGUCAUUUAGAAGAUCUUAUUUUUGGCAGACGGUAUUUUCAUACGCCGACAGCGUUGUUUCCUUUCCAACCGGCGUGUUUCACUAAGAAGCCGCAUCCCGAUUGAACAGAACAGAAUUUUCCUGAAACUUGGAAAAAUUUAAUUGAACAAAGAUGCCUGAACAACAGACAGUGGAAACUGAGGCGGAGACCUUUGCCUUCCAGGCCGAGAUUGCUCAGCUGAUGAGCUUGAUCAUCAACACAUUCUACUCCAACAAAGAAGUCUUCCUCAGAGAGUUGAUUUCAAACGCCUCGGACGCCCUGGACAAGAUCAGAUAUGAAAGCUUGACAGAUCCUUCCAAACUGGACACUGGAAAAGAUCUUUACAUUAAAAUCAUUCCUGAUCGUGAGAGGGGUACACUGACCCUUAUUGACACUGGUAUUGGAAUGACAAAGGCUGACUUGGUUAACAACCUGGGUACCAUUGCCAAGUCUGGUACAAAGGCUUUCAUGGAGGCUCUGCAAGCAGGUGCUGAUAUUUCCAUGAUUGGUCAGUUUGGUGUGGGUUUCUACUCUGCCUAUCUUGUUGCCGAUAAGGUGACCGUCAUCUCUAAGCACAAUGAUGACGAAAUCUACACAUGGGAGUCCUCUGCUGGUGGAUCCUUUACAAUUCGGCCAAAUACAGAAGCCCCUUUUGAGCGAGGCACAAUGAUCAUCCUGACCAUCAAGGAGGACCAGGCAGAGUACCUGGAGGAGAAGCGUAUCAAGGAGGUGGUGAAGAAGCACAGCCAGUUUAUUGGCUACCCCAUCAAGCUGGUCUGUGAGAAGGAGCGGGAUAAGGAGGUCUCUGACGAUGAGGAGGAGGAGAAGAAAGAAGAGAAGGAUGGAGAGGAAAAGUCUGAAGAUGACAAGCCCAAGGUGGAGGAUCUGGAAGAAGACGAUGAUGAAGACAAAGAGAAGGACAAGAAGAAGAAGAAAAAGAUCAAGGAGAAGUACAAUGAAGAUGAGGAGCUGAACAAGACCAAGCCUCUGUGGACCAGGAACCCAGACGACAUCACCAAGGAGGAAUAUGGAGAGUUCUACAAGUCCCUCACCAAUGAUUGGGAGGACCACCUGGCUGUUAAGCAUUUCUCCGUGGAAGGUCAGCUGGAGUUCCGUGCAUUGCUGUUUGUGCCAAAGAGAGCUCCGUUUGACAUGUUCGAAAACAAGAAGAAAAAGAACAACAUUAAAUUGUAUGUGAGAAGAGUGUUUAUCAUGGACAAUUGUGAGGAACUGAUCCCUGAGUACCUGAACUUCGUUAAGGGUGUUGUGGACAGUGAGGAUCUUCCACUGAACAUUUCAAGAGAAAUGCUUCAGCAGAGCAAAAUCUUGAAAGUUAUUCGUAAAAAUCUGGUGAAGAAAUGUAUGGAGCUCUUUGAUGAUAUAUGUGAAGAUAAAGACAAUUACAAGAAGUUCUAUGAACAGUUUGCCAAGAACCUGAAGCUGGGAAUCCACGAAGAUUCAACAAACAGGAAGAAGUUGGCCGGUUUUCUGCGCUACUACACAUCCCAGUCUGGUGAUGACCUCACCGGGCUGAAAGACUACGUAUCAAGAAUGAAGGAAAACCAGAAAGACAUCUACUAUAUUACAGGUGAAAGCAAAGAAGCAGUGCAGUCCUCUGCCUUUGUGGAACGCGUGAUCAAGCGUGGGUUUGAAGUUGUUUACAUGACAGACCCCAUAGAUGAAUACUCAGUUCAGCAGCUGAAGGAGUUUGACGGCAAGAACCUGGUCUGUGUAACCAAGGAGGGUCUGGAGCUGCCUGAAGAUGAGGCAGAGAAGAAGAAACGAGAGGAACAAAAGGCAGAGUUUGAGGGACUCUGCAAGGUCAUGAAGGAAAUCUUGGACAAGAAGGUGGAAAAGGUGACAGUAUCCAAUCGCCUGGUGAACUCUCCCUGCUGUAUAGUCACGAGCCAGUACGGCUGGUCAGCCAACAUGGAGAGGAUCAUGAAGGCCCAGGCCCUAAGGGACUCGAGCACCAUGGGCUAUAUGGCAGCCAAGAAACAUCUAGAGGUCAAUCCAGACCACUCUAUCAUCAAGGCCCUCAAGGAUAAGGUUGCUGCAGACAAGAAUGACAAGUCAGUCAAGGAUCUUGUGCUGCUCAUGUUUGAGACUGCCCUCCUGGCCUCUGGCUUUUCACUUGAGGACCCCACCCAACAUGCCAACAGAAUCAACAGAAUGAUCAAGCUUGGUCUAGGUAUUGAUGAGGAAGACAUUGCUGCCCCCACUGAUGCAGGAGAUGCUACCACAGAAGACAUGCCACCCCUCGAAGGGGAGGAGGACGAUGCAUCACGCAUGGAGGAAGUCGACUAAAUACACAUAAAUGUGCCAUCAAAGACUUUUUGUGGAGGUGGCCCAGAGUGGGGCUGUUGUCAAGCUGUUGUUUAUAGCAUCAUACCAUCAUGUUUUUUGGCUUUGGUUUUUACAUUAUGUUCAUGUCGAUGUUGAGUUUAUCAUUUGAAGUAUCAUUAAUACUAGCAUAAUGUUUACAAAUUUGAAACAGUGCGUAUGUGCUUCAGUCUUAACAUUAUAAAUGUUGUUUGAGACCGAAAAGUUCUCAUCAUUAAACCAAGCUAAUUUCAGUAUCAGUUUUGUUCUGUUCAAUCUGUGAUUAUUUUGUAUAAAAAGCAUUUGUUUGCUUUCCAAUAAAAAAGAAAAAAAACUCAUGAAGAAUGAUUUCAAACUUUAGUGUUUUGAUUGUUUCUGUAGUGUAUGUACUUCAGUUUCUUCAAAAUGUGUUUGAAUGUUUUCUUCUAUGAUAAAAUAAAACAGUUAAAUUA